CCGCGAUGACGUCAUUGACGUGGUGCGUAAUGUGAGCGUAGGUGGGCGUAAGGUGAGCGAAAUGCGGACAGACGGAAGUUUGACUGAACACUAACCAGCGCGGCAGAUGAACUAUCCAUCAGUUUAUUUACAUCGUAGAUGUGGCGGCAACACGACAACAUGGAGUCGAGUGCGGACCGCGGACUAGAUGUGGAAUGUGUUGUUAAUCGGUGGAUAGUGGAUUAUUAUAUAUCUGUGGCGUUUGAAGCGUUCAGGAAUGAACAGGACAGUGAUUUCUGUGAGAUCAGAGACAUCCUUCAAUGUCAUCUGGUUCGGCCGUUGGAAGCCAACGACGCCACACCCAAGAAGAUUCGAGCAAUACAGUUCCUCACCAGGAUAAAUGACGGUGACAAACUCGACUUCUCGUUUGACCCUCAGGAGGACCUCACGCCACUGGAGUCGGCUCUGAGCGUUUUGGACAGCAUCCGCGACGAGUUGCCGGUUCCCCAGAAAGACUUGGAGAGAGUACAGAAGUCUGUCAGAGAGAUGCUGGUGAUUGUGUGCAUUAAGAACCAGGCCUUUGACAAAGCCAAGGAGGUUUUGAUGAAAUACUUCCCCAAAAGCAAGGUUGGAAAGAAAGCGAUCUUCCUGGGGCUGGUCAACAAGAGGAGCAGUGAUCAUUCAGUCCUGCAGCAGGUCACCUACCAGCAGUUUAAACAGGAGAUGCUGCAGUUCUGUCAGAGCCUGUUUCCCUUCUCUCAUCCUUUCCUGUCCAGGGCUGCCAGACAGCUGGUGCUGAAGAGACAGGAUGCAGAGGAAGGAGACUGUCCCACAGACCCUCAGCCAGAAGACCACCUUCUACCAGCAACAGAGGAGAAGACAUCCAGACACAAACCCAGUCCUCCCCCCGGUGGCGUCCUGCUGACCCGCAGCCAGCUGAUGGCCGUUUAUACAGCCCUGGCCGAGGAGCUGAGGGAGCCCAUGACCUUUGCCGAGCUGGAGGAGGAGGUGGAAAGGGAGGUGAUGGAGGAGAACGCAGGAAAAGGAGGUGCUGCUGUGGACCAAGAGGAACCUCUCCUGCACCUCUCUGAAAGCCCCAGGCAGGGCUCAGACGCUGUGUUGGAGCAGGACGUCCCCAGGUCCCAGAGAGAGUCCGACAGUCCAAUGGAGGCUUCCCCUGCUGACCUGGUUCCCCCUGCUGACCUGGUUCCCCCUGCUGACCUGGUUCCCCCUGCUGGCCUGGCACCCCCUGCUGGCCUGGCACCAGGCCCCCAGUGGAAGAGCCGAGGCUGGCCUCAUACCAUAGCCAGGCUGGUUAUGGAGCCAGACAGCCAGGAUUCUACGGCCUCUCGAGAAUCAGUAUCCAACGGGGAGGAGUCAGUCAGCCGGGGGGACCCACUAAGCUCCGCCUCCACCUACAGCCCACCAACACGGAAGUAUCGAAAACGACGAGCCGGCAGGAUAACCGAAGAGACCUCGUCUGACCCUGAGGAGGAUGUGUGUAUUCUGGAAAACACCCCUGAGCAGAGAGGCUCCGCACCCACCCCCCAGAGAUGCUCCGCACCCACCCCCCAGAGAGGAUCUUCACAUAAGAGAAUCCCUACCCCCACCCCCCAGACAAGCCCCACCCCCCAGAGAAGCCCCACCCCCCAGAGAAGCCCCACCCCCCAGAGAAGCCCCACCCCCCAGAGAAGCUCCACCCCCCAGACAAGCGCCACCCCUCAGAAGACCUCCACCAGUAAAAAGGGACCUGAUCUGAAGUGGAAGCAGCUAUUCAGUGUUGCUAAGGAAUCCAAGGAUAGGUGGAGUGAUGAAGAGGAUUUAUUUGACUCUCCUCACAAAGACAGUUCUGAGGACAACGCCAGUACUACCGGAGGAGGCAGGAAGAGGAUGUGGACAGCAGAGGAGACGGAGUGGGUGAAGGAGGGAGUGAGGCGCUACGGAGAGGGGAACUGGUCCAGAGUAAAGUCCUCUUUCCCCUUCUUGGGCCGAACCGCCGUGAACAUCAAGGAUCGGUGGAGAACCAUGAAGAAACUCAAGUUGGUCUGAGGGGACCAAAGAGUCGAGGGACUAACUUGUCCAAUAAGAAAUUAUAUUUUCCGUUUACAUUUGCUACGGUGUGCAGUAACGAAUUCGAACGCUGGAGGGCCUCGGAGCUACGCAAGACAAUGAUGACGUUAUCCAGUUGUGAGAAUGGAUGUUAGACGUUUCCUUUCCACAAAGGAUACAUGUUUGCCCGUCGCACAUCUGUCAACAGGAAGCUGAAGAUGGGCAGAGGGCCUUUGGACUAAGAUACAUGUUGAUUCUGCCAUUUUGUUUUAGACAUGUUUAUAGAAGUAUUUUAUCACUUGUCUUUCUUGGUAAAAUAAAGACUUCUCUUCUACUGA
This is a messenger RNA of Oncorhynchus kisutch (coho salmon), 2366 nucleotides long. Its product is annotated as telomeric repeat-binding factor 2. NCBI's taxonomy places the organism in Eukaryota, Metazoa, Chordata, Actinopteri, Salmoniformes, Salmonidae. Gene Ontology annotation, biological process: protection from non-homologous end joining at telomere; telomeric D-loop disassembly; protein localization to chromosome, telomeric region. Gene Ontology annotation, cellular component: nucleus; chromosome, telomeric region; shelterin complex. Gene Ontology annotation, molecular function: telomerase activity; double-stranded telomeric DNA binding; protein homodimerization activity. The record is from RefSeq and is a predicted model, not a curated record. The transcript is spliced from 13 exons. Bases 139 to 2028 code for a protein of 629 amino acids.